UCUCAAGCGGAAGCCGUCGCCCCGUCGCUGUGUACAUGCGCCCAUUGCCUUUCAGUGAGCGCCUAAUCACGACAUGUGUUUCUCAAAAGUGCAAAAAGUGGACAAACAUAGGGUGAUUCUAACGAUGUUCUAAAUGCAUCUCGCGACCAUGCUCGCGCUGACAACUAGCAUCUGUCUGCGGCCGCUAGUGGUACGGUGGUAGUGGUAGCAGGUGCUAUAGUUUCGUUGGUUUCAUUUCAUAGCUCGCAGCAGCCGCGAUCUACGUGCUCGAUAGGGUUCACACGCAGUUCGAUGCCAGUGACACGGAAGGUUCGUUUAGGCGCUGGAACGUUGCUUGCUAUAAAUGUAGCUUUCGUUAACCGAAGCGAUGACAAACCCCGACAUUGAAACUGUUAAAGCAAUUAUCCGCGCCUUGCUGAUUGCGGACAAGCGUCCCCUGCCCGUCCGCCGCUUUCUCGGUGAGUACCGAAACAAUGAGGGGCAUGACUUACCGUGGAGAGCAUUUGGCCAUUCGAACGCCUUGAGUUUUCUCAGAAGUAUCACAGACACAGUCCGAGUGUUUCAAGCAGACGGUGACAACUACAUCCAAGCGACCGUUACCGAAGAAGUGGAACAUGUACAAAAACUGGUGAGCCGGCAGAAGGAUUCCGGUGGUCAUUCCAGCGCCCCGCGCAACUUUACCAACUUUACCACUCGCCAAUUUUUGCACCGACCACAGCACACGAAAGGUCCGUACGUUAACUCGACGCAGUCUUACGUUCCCAAGCUUGUAAAGGACAAUGUUUUUCGCUUGGUAAGCGGCUACCCCGAUGGCAUUCUCGUGCGUGACCUGGAAGAAGCGUACAGAAAGUGGUACGGUUCGGCCUUGUCGUAUCGACUGUACGGAUUUCACACUAUCGAAGACUUUGUAGUGGGGCUAUCGGACGUACUCAGUGCAGUACGAAGUUCGACUGGGAAAGUGAAAGUGGUCAGCAGAGCUGGAUACUGUGGUGUCCAGGGUUGGGCAGCCCCUCUGUGGCGACCGCAAUCGCCUGCGACACCGCAAGCCGUUCAGCCUCGUAGCUGGCAAACUGCUACCUGCGCUGCUGCCACCUAUUCCACGUCGACUGAACCAGCGGUCACAAAACCGUACAGUAGUCCUGCAGCUGCUUGUGCGGAUUCGAGAAACAAGCCCUUGAUAAGGAGUCCCAUCGUCUCCACAACAAAUGACACAAGCUUCAUGAACACUCAAGGCGGCCCGUUCGUGCACGACCGUUCUCCAUCAGAGGAUGGACUUCAAAGCCAGACCAGCAGGCGUGCAAGUGAGGACAGAGCUGACGUCCCGCAAAAAAUUCUCGACAAUAUCCAAAAGGUACUCAGUGAGCAUCCAGAGGGUGUCUGGCUCAUGGACUUCAUGCACCACUUCGAGCACCUACAGCCCUCAGAGUAUGGCUUCAGCAGCAUCCUGGAUCUUCUGGAGAGCUACUCUUCCCUGUUUGUCGUCAACCGUCCCAUCCCGGACGGAGACUUCUUGGUUUCUCUCACUGCCAAAGCGACGGAAGCAUGCGUUCCCCACAGGGGAGAUGCGGGACCUUCUCUGCCCGCAUCGGUCGUGGCAACCCUCGGCAGACACCUGCAAUCUGCGGGUCCUCAGGGUGUGACUCUGAAUGACCUCCUCCGCCUCUACGAAGGAUCGUGCGGGAUGCCACUAUCCCUCUCUGAACAUGGCUUCACCCGGUUUGCCUUUGUGCUCUACCUGACGGCGCACCUGCCACUUAUCUUUGAAAGAAGCGACAACAGAGAAUUCAUGCUGCAAUGGACGGGCCCCAUCGAAGAACCGCCCAAGAAGCCCGCGGAGCCUGCCUGUGCUGCCAGCUCGGUCCACCACGGCGGUCACAACGGCGCCCCCUGCGGGGGGCCCUUCAACGCUCCCAGCAUUCCCCCGGGGUUCGCCCCCAUGGUUGCCCCUCCUCGACCCCCCGUGGCUGCGCAGGAAGUGCUGCUGCCAACUAGCCCCUUCGUGGUGCAAGACGGGCUGUCCGAAUACGAUUACAACCCCGUGUACGUGUCCCAGGUGUACCAUCCACACCACUUGUACAUCCAGCUCAAGGGCACGGAAACCACGCUCAAGCUGGAGGCCCUCAUGGACGAGUUGGAGAAGGUGUACGACGGCCACUACUCGGACAGGUAUGGCGUCGAAGACAAACAGAUCCACCGGGGCUCUCCGUGCGCCGCUCCUUACGUGUACAAGGACGGGACCAGGGACUGGCACCGAGCUCAGGUUACAUCCCUGUGCCCGGAUGGACUAUCCUGUCAGGUCCUGUAUGUGGAUUACGGAACAGUGGGCACGGUGCAGAAGAGUGACCUCCGCAAGUUGAGGAAUGACUUUUUCAACCUCCCUGCGCAAGCGAUCCAUGCCAAGCUGUCUCACAUCAAGCCAGCGUCAAGUUCUGGCUGGACAGAGGCAGCAACAAAGCGCUUACUGCAGCUGACAAAUGACGACCGCACGCUCAUGUGCAAGAUAAUGGAGAAAGAGGGCAGCACUUACCCAAUAUUUCUGUGCGACACGACGACCGUUCCGGAGAGGCACAUCUCCGAUAUCCUGGUCGAUGAGGGACACGCACUGGCCCUGUACCAGGAGAACGAGUCGCCGGAAGAGGCGGUUGCCACGGGCAGUCCUGCACUCCAGAAAAGUUCCGAGCUUCCGCAGAGAGCUGCUGCUGAGCCGCUCAGCCUCGAUGUGGGAGAGGACUUCAUGAGUGUGCUGCGCCGAGAACUAGACGAGCCAUUGAGACCAAAGGCCGUGAAACCGGAAUACCUCCGGACAGGCUACUGUAUCAAGGUGGUCAACAUCGAGCGGCAGCCAUACCUGUCGUCUGCCAAUGUGUCUGAACUGCUUGGCUUGCCAUCUGACAGGGUUCUUCAGUUGCUGGAAGCGAAGGAGAUUCGCUUCCCGACGCUGACCUUGGAUAAGAAGGAGCACCUGCACCUGUUCAACCAGAUGGCAAGCUACGACGUUCCGGGUGUGAAGCAGCGGGAACUCCUUGUCCCAAAAUUGACUCUCUUUCCUCUGCGCAGCGUGAAUGAUCUCCUGAACCUGUUUGACUGCCAGGUGAAGAAACUGAGACAGGAAGUGACUGCAAUUGUCAGCUCGUUCGACCCCCUGUCUCCCUACUGGCAGAAUUUGUCGGACGACAGCGAUACGGAGGACACUGCAGCUUUGGAGCAGCAACUCAUGGCGCUCAACACUAGGAAAAUAGAAAUCUGCAGCGCAAUGAUGAGGGGCGAUAUUGCAACGGAGAAAGUUGAUGAGCUGAGGAACGUUGAGGAGGAGAUGGACAAACUUGAAACGUUGCUCGCCUGCAGAGAUCAACGGAUUCCUCCAGAAGGGUCUUGAACUGGCUUCAGACCUGUAGCCUGCAGCACCAGCACUUGCUGAAAUGCUGAGAUUUUUUUUAGCAGAUCUGGAAUGCCACUAGACCUAUACUGUGAUAACAAAGCUACGUUCAGAUGUGGCACGGUUUUUCGUUCAUCCCGCGUUUGCGAGUGCGUCAUCGAUGCAUCUUAUUUAAAUAGCACAAUGUAUGUAUACUCAAGUCAUCCAUAGGAACCCUGUGUUGUGGUAAUGGUGGACAUUCUCUCAAGCGGUUUUGGGGCAGAAAAUUGCGCUUGUGUUGUGGUGCCAAUGACAUCUUGUAUAUACGCUGAAUACAUAGCAUAGUCCACUUUUUGUCGGUGCCUGCAGUGUACAGGACUACAGACUGUUUUGGUGCUGUGAGAAUCUCAUGGAGAAAAAAAAAAUAAAUUCACCGUAAAAUAGUGAA
Messenger RNA from Ornithodoros turicata, 3803 nucleotides. RefSeq names its product tudor domain-containing protein 5-like. Gene Ontology annotation, cellular component: P granule. The record is from RefSeq and is a predicted model, not a curated record. Lineage: Eukaryota; Metazoa; Arthropoda; Arachnida; Ixodida; Argasidae. The transcript is spliced from 22 exons. Bases 368 to 3376 code for a protein of 1002 amino acids. Gene Ontology annotation, biological process: piRNA processing; P granule organization; spermatogenesis.